This is a messenger RNA of Amphimedon queenslandica, 2848 nucleotides long. Its product is annotated as DNA replication licensing factor mcm2-like. Gene Ontology annotation, molecular function: 3'-5' DNA helicase activity; ATP binding; single-stranded DNA helicase activity. Gene Ontology annotation, biological process: DNA replication; double-strand break repair via break-induced replication; mitotic DNA replication initiation. The coding region runs from base 86 to 2722 and encodes 878 amino acids. Gene Ontology annotation, cellular component: MCM complex; nucleus. The record is from RefSeq and is a predicted model, not a curated record. Lineage: Eukaryota; Metazoa; Porifera; Demospongiae; Haplosclerida; Niphatidae. The transcript has 21 exons.
GUGAACAUCACGUGGUACUUUGGCGGGUAGUGCCUUAUUUUCGCGGGAAAUAAAAUCCACCCUCUCUCUCCUCUAAGCACUGACAAUGGCGGAAAACAUUUUAUCUAGUAGUUUUGGUGAGCCGAGCAGUCCUCCUGAAACACCUGCAGGUGGAGGUGUAGAAGAGCCCUUGAGUCCUUUUGAAGAUGAGAGAGACGCUCUGUUAGGAAAUGAAUCAGUUGUGAUGGAGGAAGAGGAGGGGGAGGAGCUUUUUGGAGACAACAUGGAACGUGAUUAUCGUCCUAUGCCUCAUCUUGAUGUGUAUGAUGAGAAUGUUGUUGAUGAUGAAGACUAUGAGGCUAUGCCGGCUGAUGCUAGAGCAGCUGCCGAGAGAGAAAUGAGAAAGAGAGACAGACAAGAGGCACUCUCUCAGGGAAGAAUGAGGCCUGGUCUUCUUUAUGAUGAAAGUGAAGAUGAUGAAACUGCUCCACCAUUGUCUAGUAGGAGACGUAGAGAACCUGGAAUGGAAGAAGCAAUGGAGGAUGUUGUGGAAACUAUUGAGAACCUUGAGGAUCAGAGAGGACACACUGUCCGUGAGUGGGUGAGCAUGGCCGUCCCUCGGGCUGAGAUCAAAGCUCGUUUUAAAAGAUUCCUUGCAACUCACAUUGAGAAUGGAACUAAUAUAUACAGAGAGAAGAUCAGACAGAUGUGUGAAGAGAAUAAAGAGAGUAUUGUUGUUAACUACAGUGCAUUAGCCAGUGUGGAACACGUUGUCGCUUACUUCUUACCCGAGGCCCCAGCAGAAAUGCUGGAAAUUUUUGAUGAGGCUGCAAAAGAAGUUGUACUCUCAAUGUAUCCAAACUACAUUAGGAUUGUAUCUGAUAUUCAUGUCAGGAUAUCAGACUUACCACUUAUUGAAGACCUCAGAUCAUUAAGGCAACUUCACCUGAACCAGUUGAUAAAGACAACUGGUGUUGUGACCAGCUCCACUGGUAUCCUCCCCCAGCUGAAGAUGAUUAAAUAUGAUUGUCAGAAAUGUGAUUUUAUCCUUGGGCCGUUUUAUCAGAAACAGGAUCAGGAAGUUAAGCCUGGGAACUGCCCAGAGUGUCAGUCAAGCGGCCCCUUUGAAAUAAACAUGGAACAAACUUUGUAUCAGAACUAUCAGAAGAUUACAAUUCAAGAGAGUCCUGGUAAGGUUGCAGCUGGUCGUCUCCCUCGCUCAAAAGAUGUCAUCCUCUUAGCUGAUCUUGUUGACUCCUGUAGACCAGGAGAUGAAAUUGAGCUGACUGGUAUAUACACUCAUAACUAUGAUGGCUCGCUCAACACUGCUAAUGGCUUCCCUGUCUUUGCUACUGUCAUACAGGCUAACUAUAUUGUUAGGAAAGAUGACAAGAUGGCCGUUGAAUCUCUUACUGACGAUGACAUUAAGAUGAUACACACUUUAGCACGGGAUGAGAACAUUAGUGAAAGAAUUUUUGCAAGCAUGGCUCCCUCAGUUUUUGGUCACGAGGAUGUAAAAAGAGCAAUGGCUCUAAGCCUCUUUGGUGGACUCCCUAAAAACCCAGGUGGUAAGCAUAAAGUGAGGGGUGACAUUAACGUGCUGCUUUGUGGAGACCCUGGAACAGCCAAGUCUCAGUUCCUCAAGUACAUGGAAAAGAUAGCCCCCAGACCUGUUUUUACAACCGGUCAGGGCGCCUCUGCUGUUGGUCUCACGGCCUAUGUACAGAGGAGUCCACUGACUAAAGAAUGGACGUUGGAGGCUGGAGCGCUGGUCCUUGCAGAUAAAGGGGUGUGUCUUAUUGAUGAAUUUGAUAAGAUGAAUGAUCAGGAUCGUACUAGUAUUCACGAAGCAAUGGAACAGCAAAGCAUAUCAAUAUCAAAGGCUGGAAUUGUCACAUCACUUCAAGCAAGAUGCUCCAUUAUUGCAGCUGCCAAUCCAAUCGGUGGUCGUUAUGAUCCUUCGUCAAACUUCUCUGAAAAUGUUGAUUUGACUGAACCAAUUCUCUCUCGUUUUGAUAUUCUUUGUGUCGUAAGAGAUAUAGUGGAUCCUGUAGAGGAUGAAUUAUUGGCUAACUUUGUUGUGGACAGUCACAUCUUUCAUCAUCCAUCAAAUGAUAGUGCCAAUGAAGGACAGUUCUCUCUUCCUUCAAGAAAUAAUGUUGAGCCAAUACCACAAGAUGCUUUAAGGAAGUACAUAGUGUAUGCUAAGGAGAGGGUUCAUCCCAGCAUUAGUCAAAUGGAUACUGAUAAAGUACCUAAACUUUAUGCCGAAUUGCGCAGGGAAUCACUGAGGACAGGCAGUAUACCAGUCACUGCUAGACACAUUGAGUCUCUCAUAAGGAUAUCAGAGGCUCAUGCUAAGAUGCAUCUGAGGGAUUUUGUGAUAGACGAAGACGUGAACAUGGCAAUAAGAGUGAUGCUGGAGAGCUUUAUAGACACACAGAAAUACUCAAUAAUGAAGACAAUGAGAAAGGCCUUUUCCCGGUAUUUGGCGUACAAGAAAGACAAUAAUGAGCUCUUGUUGUUCAUACUGAAGCAGCUGGCCAGUAACCAGAUGAGUUAUAAUCGUAAUCGUUAUGGCAGUGAUGUGCAUGACAUUAUUGAAGUACCAGAAGAAGACUUAGUGGAAAAGGCACGACAGAUUAAUAUUCACUCUCUUUCCUCAUUCUAUGAGUGUGAUCUGUUUGCAAACAAUAAAUUUUCUUAUGACAAGAAGAGGAAAAUUAUUAUUCAAACACUCUGAGAGAGAGAAGGAGGGAUUGUUCAUGAGUACUUCAUAUCCUCAUCUUAGUUAAUAUCUUAUGAAUAAACUAACUACAGUGUAUUCUGCUAACUUUACAAGCACAUAAAUCACAAAGACAGACAUUAA